AUGGAUGGAGAUAUCCACAUGGAGGAGCAAGACCCCGAUGGUGAAGACGCUGCAGGGAGGAAAGAGAAAGGAAACAAGAAUUUAGACAGGGAAGGGGAACAAAACGAGACCAGGAAGCAGCGAGAGGAGAAAGGAACUUUUAAAUCUCCUAUAUCCUACAAGGAGAAACUAAUGGGAGGCGAGACACAGCACUGUGAAGACAAAGACCUUGAUGGACUGAUGAUACAAUGGUUGAGAGAGGAAGAGGAAUUAGCCCCUCUACUGAUAGAAGCAGAAAAGGAACUCUUAGGAAGCCUACCUAGACUCAAUAUCAGCGAUGAGAGACUGAAAGAGCUGUGCAGACCCUGGAAAAAUGCUCUAAUUCUAACCGUGUUAGGCAAGACAACAAGCCUGCAGGUAAUGAAAGACAGAGUAGGAUGGCUACCGAGAACAAACAAAUUCAAACUCAUUGAUCUUCCAAACAAUUAUUUUGUGUUUCGCACUGAUAAUCUAGAACUAAAUCGAAGAUUGCUAUUCGAUGGACCCUGGCUUAUUCAAGGGCAUUAUUUGGUAGUGCAACGUUGGAGUCCUAACUUCAACCCCUACUGCAAUAGGGUUCACAAAGUUGCUAUUUGGGUAAGAGUCCCUACAUUACUGAUGCACAUGUAUUCGGAGGAGUGCAUGUGGGAGCGGGGUAAUCUGAUCAGAAAGUCGCUGAAAGUGGAUAUGAACACCUUAGCGUAG
Molecule: messenger RNA, 723 nt
Organism: Neltuma alba
Lineage: Eukaryota; Viridiplantae; Streptophyta; Magnoliopsida; Fabales; Fabaceae
Exons: 1
Coding region: 1-723 (240 amino acids)
Source: RefSeq, a predicted model, not a curated record